AGCUGACCAUCCAGCAGUGUCUGGCAGGCCCGUGUCAUGCGUGCCUAAGUGCUUAUAUGGAUGGCUUUCCAGUAGCUGGGUGUGCCUGUGGGCUGGGGAGAAGGGGGUGUGGUACCCGGACUUCGGGAGAGAGUUGCUGUUUACCUGUGGAUGUGAGGGUGUGUGGUGAAGCACUACAGUGUCAAAAAGUUCUCAAGGUGCAGAGGGGAACCCCUAGACAGGCCUUGCCGGAAUCCUGCGGUGACAGAACAAGGAGUCUCAUUCCAUUCCUCCUGAAAAAAAGAAAAAAUAACUGCUGGGAAUUUCUGAGCAAGUGGCAACAGGGAGGUGGUGGCGGGAGCUGCCUUUGCCUUAAAAGGUGUGACGGAGCCAGGGACUUAGCUCACUUGGGGAUGGCCAAGGGGUGUGGAGCGGUGGGUGGCUGGCCACCACCUUGUGGGCUCGCCGCAAAGUGCUCUCUAGAGAGCCUGGAUCUUCACUGAUGGCCUUGCUGGUGAGGGCUGUGCUGCUCCACCUCUAUCCCCUGCCCAGAGGGCUCAGUCCCAUGCAGCUGGCAGCCCACCCUCCUCCAGGUGAGAACGCAGCUACUUGCUGGAGCUUCUGGCGGUCCCCCUGCCCUGUCUCCUGGCCAGUUCCCAGGAUCCCAAAGUCCCCUUCCCUUUUCUUUUUUUUCUGAAGUAGAGUCUCACUCUGUUGCUCAGGCUGGAAUGUGCAGUGGUGCAAUCUUGGGGCUCGCUGCAACCUCUGCCUCCUGGGUUCAAGUGAUUCUCCUGCCUCAGCUUCUCAUGUAGCUGAGAUUACAGGCUCCCACCACCACAUCCAGCUAAUUUCUGUAUUUUUAGUAGAGACAGGGUUUUGCCAUAUUGGCCAGGCUGGUCUUGAACUCCUGACCUCAGGUGAUCUACCCGUCUUGGCCUCCCAAAGUGCUGGGAUUAUAGGCGAGAACCACUGCGCCUGUCCUCCUUCCCUUUCAGGAGCAGUCUCAGGAGCCCAGGCCAGGUCACCGAUAGGAGAGAGGCCUGGUGCAAACCUCACAGGAGGCAGGAAAUUACUGUAGCCCUCCCUAUCGUCGAGCCUACCCUCCGACACCCCCAGUGGAUUCCUGGAACCGGAUAGUACCGAACCUCUGUGGAUUAGGCUUUUUCUCUCUGAUCACCAAGAGCGCUAUGAAGUGACUCAAGGGUGGGAACGCCUACUGUGCGGAGACACUGGACAGAGGAACGAGUCUCGUUGCUGCGCGAUUUCGUCACCCUACUCAGAAUGGCAUGCUAUGUAACAUUAUGAAUUAUUUCUGAAGUUUUCUGUUUAAUAUUUUUGGGCUGUGGCUGGCUGCUGGAAACUGUGGUCAAGGAAAGUGAAAUCACAGGGGAUCGCUGCUGUAACUCCACAGGCCGGAGAGUGAGGGAGGAAGGGAGCAUCCAGGAACCAUCCAGAGUCCAACCUCCCCAGCCACUCAUCCACAAUCGGCAACACUCACACCACAAGGCUGUGCGCAGGACCGCAGUUAGCAAUAACUGAGCAUCUUGCUCUGUAUCGGGCACUGAGCAUUUUACAUAGAGAAAAAGCCUUCAGGCUCACUCCUUGAGGCAGGUUCUGUUAUGAUCCCAUGUCACAGUAAGAAACCGGGGCUUGUGGAUGAGUAAGUUUCCCAGGACACAGUGUGUGAUUGGUGGGGUUCAAUGUGAGCCGAGGCGUCUCUUCACCCUCACGCUAGGCUGCCAGGGAUUGGUAAAGUGGAUGCUGGCUUAAGGGAGAAGGAGAGGACUCAUUUGUUGAACACCUACUAUGUGCCAGGGUUUGUACUAGACUUUCAGGGUUACCUUAUUUUUAUUUUUUGAGACAGGGUCUCAUUCUGUCACCUAGGGCAGGAGUGUGCAGUGGUGUGAUCACGACUUACUGCAGCCUUGACCUCCCAGGCUCAAGUGAUUCUCCCACCUCAGCCUCCCGAGUGGCUGGGACUACAGGCGUGCGCCACCAUGCCUGGCUAAUUUUUGCAUGUUUUGUAGAGACUGGGUCUUGUUAUGUUGCACAGGCUGGUCUCAAACUCUUGGUCUUUGUUUUUCUUUUUCUUUUUGAGAUGAAGUCUUGAUCUUGUUGCCUGGGGUGGAGUGCAGUGACGCAAUCUCGGCUCAAUGCCACCUCCGCCUCCCGGGUUCAAGCGAUUCUCCUGCCUCAGCCUCCCGAGCAGUUGGGACUACAGGCAUGCACCACUACAUCCAGCUAAUUUUUGUAUUUUUACUAGAGAUGGGUUUCACCAUAUUGGCCAGGCUGGUCUCGAACUUCUACCUCGUGAUCCACCCACCUCAGCCUCCCAACGUGCUGGGAUUACAGGCACGAGCCGCCGUGCCAGGCAUUACUUCUGUUUUCAUAGGGAGGAAAUUGACGUCCAGCAAGGUUAAGUCAAGACCCUGAGGUCAGACUCUCAGGAGUAGCGAGGCAAGGAUAUAAAAUCCAGGCUCCAGACACGAGCGCACAACCAUCACACAGCCCUGCCCUCAUGGAGGAGGGCUGCGAAGGCUCUGGGUGAGGACUGGAGGGACAAUGUUUCCAGUAGCCACUUUGACCUCCCAUGCUCCUUGGCCCCUGACCGUCUCCCAGGCUCCUACAAUAGGCCCCUGCUUUUUUUUAAAUUUUUUUUGAGAUGAAGUCUCACCCAGGCUGGAGUGUCACCCACCUCGGCUCACUGCAUGCAACCUCCAACCUCCAACUCCUGGGUUCAAGCAAUUCUGUCUCAGGCUCCCGAGUGGCUGGGACUACAGGUGCAUGCCACUGUACCCGGCUAAUUUUUGUAUUUUUUUAGUAGAGAUGGGGUUUCACCAUGUUGGCCAGACCAGUCUUGAACUCCUGACCUCAGGUGAUCCACCCACCUCGGUCUCCCAAAGUGCUGGGAUUACAGGCAUGAGUUUCUGUGCUUAGCUGGGCUUUUGUGCUUCUUUAUGGAUGAGGCCCCCAGGAGCCGGGUACUACAGCCAGCCCCACCCUCGCUGGGCUCUGAGCCUCCACAGCAGGCCUCCAGGUCACUGAGCUUCAUGUGGCUAUGGAGAAGUGACGCUUUCCCAUCGGCUCGCACCAGAUUCCCACUUAGCCUGGCAAAGGAAAAUGGCUGUGAGGGAAGGUGCUAAAGAUAGCUACCUUGCAACUUCCCCAUCCUACUGGCCGCUGCCUCCUUCCCAGUGGACCCCUCCAGCAGCUCCCCGACUCCAGGCUGUCCUUGAGCCUGGUCAGCCAGCCUGGGGUAUGAGUAGGGACCCAGGCGAUGGUCACCACCAUGGCUGCUGUUACUGAAGACUCAUUGGCCCCAGGUACUGGGCCAGGCAGGACUGUGCCUGUUGCACAUGAACCCCUCAACAGGAGGCAGGAAGAAGCAUGAUUGUCAUCCCCACUUGAUAGAUGGGGGUCCAAGCACAGAGAAGGACCAGCUGCUGUGAAAGCCCCAGCCCAUCCCCACGCCAGCGCCUGGAACACACCUCUACACACCACGCCACCUUCCCCCAUGGCCCAGGGCCUAUGGAAACACUGACGUGGCAACACUAGGGCCCAUGACAACACCAUGUCAUCCCCCAUCCAUCUGUGACACCAUCUCUACCUGCAGUGGGAGUAUUUAUACCAGGGACAUAGGCAGACACUAGAGAUCAGGGCAUUCCUGCAGGGAGCUGGUUGUUAGCAUUUACCAGCAUAGCACUGGCCCCGACCUUCUGUUCCACUGGUGACACCAAAGGCUGAACCUAGCUGGAAGUGGCAAGGGAGUUGGGUUGAUAUGGUCCCCAGAGGUCAGCAUCCUGGGCAUGGGGCAGUGGGUGGAAGGGCGGCUUGAGGAUCUGGAGUGACAGACACAAAAUCCAGCCCAAUGCCCAGCGCUUCACUCUUCCUGGGAACCACUAUUGCCAGCAUUUCACAGGCACGUUUAAUCAGAGGCAGGAGUUCCCACCUCAGCAGCUUCCCGGCUCCAUAUUGCACAUUCAUUUACAGCUGACCCGUGAACAAUGCGGGGUGGGGGUGAGGUGGUGAUGCCCCCAUGCAGUCGAAAAUCCAGGUAUAACUUUUUGACUCCCCUAAAACUCAGCUACCAAUAACUUUUUUUUGAGACCAAGUCCUGCUCUGUAGCCCAGGCUGGAGUGUAGUGGUGCAAUCUGGCUCACUGCAACCUCCGCCUCCCGGGCUCAAAACAUCCUCCUGCCUCAGCCUCCUGAGUAGCUGGGAUUACAGGUGCCUGCCACCACACUAGGCUAAUUUUUGUAUUUUUUAGUGGAGACGGGGUUUUGCCAUUUUGCCCAGGCUGGUCUCAAACCCCUGACCUCAAAUGAUCCGCCUGCCUCAGCCUCCCAAAGUGCUGUGAUUACAGGUAUGAGCCACCUCGCCCAGCCUUAACUAUAAGUUACUGUUGACUGUGAAAACAGUUGAUUAACAAGUAUUUUGUGUUUUAUAUGUAUUAUAUACUAUAGUCUUUUACAAUAAAGUAAGUUAGAGAAAAGAAAAUGUUAUUAAGAUAAUCUGGCUGGGCACAGUGGCUCACGCCUGUAAUCUCAGCACGUUGGGAGGCUGAGGCAGGUGGACUGCUUGAGCGCAGGAAUUGGAGAUAAGCCUGGGUAACAUAGACAGACCGUAUCUCUACCCGCGCCCCCCCCAAAAAAAAGCCAGGUGUGGUGGUGUGUAUCUCUAGUUCCAGCUACUUGGUGUUUUUGAUUUUUUUUUUUUUUUUUUUAAGAUAGAGUUGCUCUGUUGCCCAGGCUAGAGUGCAGUGGCACAAUCUCAGCUCACUGCAACCUUUGACUCCCAGGUUCAAGCAAUUCUCCUGCCUUAGCCUCCUGAGUAGCUGAGAAUACAGGUGCUUGCCACUAUGCCUGGCUAAUUUUUGUAUUUCUAGUAGAGAUGGGGUUUCACCAUGUUGGCUAGGCUGGUCUUGAACUCCUGAUCUCAAGUGAUUCACCUGCCCAAGUUCCUGUGACCAGAUACUUGGGAGGCUGAGGUAGAAUCAUUCGAGCCCCAGAGAUUGAGGCUGUAGUGAGCUAUGAUUGCACCACUGCACUCCAGCCUGGGCAACAGGGUGAGACUCUGUCUCUAACAAGAAAAGGAGAAAAAAUAAAACCUUAAGAAAUAGAAAGUCUAGUUGAUCUUCAUUAAGUGGAAGUGACUCAUCAUAAAGGUUUUCAUCCUCAUCAUCUUCACAUUGAGUAGGUUGAGGAGGAAGAAAAGGAAUGGGGGGGUCUUACAGUCUCAGGAGUGGCAGAGGCGAAAAAAAUCUGCAUAGAAGUGGGUCAUUGGUGGAUCACCUGAGGUCAGGAGUUUGAGACCAGCCUGACCAACAUGGUGAAACCCCAUUUCCACUUAAAAAAUACAAAAUUAGCUGGGCAUAGUGGCACAUGCCUGUACUUUCAUCUACUCAGGAGGCUGAGGCAGAAGAAUUGCUUGAACCCAGGAGGCAGAGGUUUCAGUGAGCCGAGAUUAUGCCAUUGCACUGCACCCUGGGCGACAAGAGCAAGACUCCAUCUCAAAAAAAAAAAAAAAAAAAAAAAAAACAACAGAAGUGGACUCUUGAAGUCCAAACCCAUGUUAUUCAAGCGCCAACUGUAUAUAUAUAUAUUUUUUUGAGAUGGAUUCCCGCUCUGACACCCAGGCUGGAGUGCAAUGGCAUGAUCUCGGCUCACUGCAACCUCCGACUCCCAGGUUCAAGCAAUUCUCUUGCCUCAGCCUCCUGAGUAGCUGAAUUACAGGUGACUGCCAGAAUACCCAGCUAAUUUUUUUGUACUUUUAGUAGAUGGGGUUUUACGACGUUGGCCAGGCUGGUCUCGAACUUCUGACCUCAGGUGAUUUGCCCGCCUCAGCAUCCCAAAGUACUAACAUGACAGGCUUGAGCCACUGUGCCCAGGCUUGAGGGUCAGUUGUAUUCAUACAUCACCAUUACCAACCCUUAUUAAGCACCAACUAAGCAUCAGGCAUUCAAGGCUCUUCACCAGGCGGCUGCAGCCUGCCAGCUCAUCCCAGGCUGCUGUGCCUCAGCCACGCGGGACCACCAGCGUCAUCCUUCCUCCCGGGUGUGUCUUGGUAUCCCUGUCUGCAAUCCUGGUGUGGUGCCUGGAAGAGAAUUGUCCGAGGUUGGCUCCUGGCUAGCCUCUUCCCAGUGUUGGGACACCUGUCUUGGCUGGGCACAGCGGCUCACACCUAUAAUCCCAGCACUUUGGGAGGCCGAGGUGGUGGGGGGGAUCACCUGAUGUUAGGAGUUCGAGACCAGCCUGACCAACAUGGAGAAACCCUAUCUCUACUAAAAAUACAAAAUUAGCUGGACAUGCCUGUAAUCCCAGGUAUUCGGGAGGCGGAGGCAGGAGAAUUGCUUGAACCUGGGAGGUGGAGGUUGCGGUGAGCCAAGAUCUCACCAUUGCACUCCAGCCUGGGCAACGAGAGCAAAACUCCAUCUCAAAAAAAGAGAGAGAGAAAAAAAAGGCUGUCUUGAGGAUUAAAUGGGCGACUCUCGAUGAGCCCAGCCCAGCUCCUAGUACCUGUUUUUUAUUCAACGUGCACUCCUCCCACACCCUUUCAGGCUCUGACCCCCAGCCCUCUGUUGGGAAAUACUUGCUGAAUGACUGGUUUUGCCUACGAGAAGGUCAUAAUACCUUCAAGGUCACUUCCAUGUCACAGAUGGCAAAACCAGGGCUCUGAGAGGAAACCAGGUCCAGAGGCACCACUUAGUCCCCCACUCCAAAGCCCACCACCUUCUCCACUAAGAGAGGCAGCAAUUGGCAGCUCAAGGGCCAGCCCACUCCGCAGUUAUGUUUCGUUUGGUCCUCAGAGUUGCAAAAGAAAACUAAAUGGAGCUGACCUUUACGAGUCAGGAGCUUUCACACAGAACUCGGAUUUCCAGCUUCUUUGGGCAAUGGGGUGAUCUGGUGGCAGCAGAAGCUGCGGAGCUGCUGCCCAGCCGCCAUCUCAGAGCUACCUCGGCCGGCCUGGCACCCAGCAGGGUCCAGCACACAGGAGGUGCUCAGCGAAGGACUGGGAGGUGAAAGAGACUGGGUCAGAGGGACAAAUGAAGUGCCUACUGGCCGUUCCUAGGAAACCUAUUUGGGUGAGCUUGUUUUACACGAUACCUUGAAUUCAGGAGUUGGUAGAUUUUGACCAUUUUUUGUUUUUGAGAUGAAGUCUCACUCUGUUGCCCAGGCUGGAGUACAGUGAUGUGAUCCUGGCUCACCACAGCCUUGGCCUUCUGGCACAAGCGAUCCUCCUGCCACAGCCUCCUAAAUAGCCAGGACUACAGACACAUGCCACCAUGCCUGGCUAACAGUUUUUUUUUUUUGAGAUGAAGUUUCACUCUUGUUGCCCAGACUGGAGUGCAAUGGCAUGAUCUCAGGUCACCACAACCUUGGCCUCCUGGGUUCAAGCAAUUCUCCUGCCUUAGCCUCCUGAGUAGCUGGGAUUACAGGCAUGUGCCACCACGCCCAGCUAAUUUUUGUAUUUUUAGUAGAGACGGGGUUUCACCAUGUUGGCCAGGAUGAUCUCAAUCUCUUAACCUCGUGUUCCGCCCGCCUCAGCCUCUUAAAAUUCUGGGAUUACAGGCGUGAGCCACCGAGCUUGGCGCCUGGCUAAUCUUUAAAAAAUUAUUUUGUAGAGACAGAGCCUCACUAUGUCGCCAAGGCUGGUUUUGAACCCCUGGGCUCAAGCAGUUCUCCAGCCUUGGCCUCCUAAAGUUCUGGGAUUAUAGCCGUGCGCCACCACACCUGGCCACCACACUUUGAUCUUUAAAAACCUGACCAAUGGGCCAGACGAGGUGGCUCAUGCCUGUAAUCACAGCACUUUAGGAGGCUGAGGUGGGCGGGUCACCUCAGGUCGGGAGUUGGAGACCAGCCUGACCAACAUGGAGAAACCCCGUCUUUACUAAAAAUACAAAAUUAGCCAGUCACGGUGGUGAGUGCCUGUAGUUCCAGCUACUUGGGAGGCUGAGGCAGGAGAAUUGCUUGAAUCUGGGAGGUGGAGGUUGCAGUGAGCCAGGAUUGCCCCAUUGCACUCCAGCCUGGGCAACAAGAGCAAAACUUAGUCUCGAAAAACAAACAAACAAAAAAACCAGAUCAAUGAGCCUGGAAAUCAUCCAAAAGUUCACUGGCCUCGAGGCCACCAUAUACAGCAUUGUCUCCUUGGCCUGGGAGCGCCAUGCCUCAAUGCAGGUAGAGCUGGAGCUGCAAGUGCCCCUCAUGGAGGGACCUCUCGGUGCAGAGCAAAAAGGGCAAUUUGCAGAGAAACGCCCACAUUGCAGCUAGAUAUCUGCACCCUUCCUUCCGCAUGUGUUCUGUCCUCCUGGAUGGGUGCUUGUGGGAUCCCAGCUCCCAGCACCUGGCUCCGCUGGCCUCCCUCCCAGAACAGCGGCCCAUGUCUGUUCCUCAUCUGUCAGUGCCGAGAUGGACCUGAAGCAGCAUCCACAGGCCCUUCCAGUGGGCAGGACAGAUGGAAUCACCCUGUUUCCGCCCACCCCCGCCCCCAGAACUUGUGCCCCAGCAGCCAGAGUAGCUGAAAGUGUGGGAGGUCGGGCACCCAGAGCGGGGCAGCCACAGCCAGCCCAGAAGCCUCUGGUUUCCGAAGCCGGCGCCUUCUUCCUGGGCUGAGGCCACAGCGUGGGUGAUACACGUCCAAGGAGCCAUUGCCGUGCUGCUCCUCGUGGUCUCGUCAAAGCCGCACACGAGUUUCCUAGCCCUGGAGGAGGAGGUCUAGAGACCCAGGCUGGUCCAGGGACCCUCAUCAUGGCCACAGGAGUCCAGGACUUUAACUGGACAGAGUAUGAUCGACUGAAUGAGAUAAAAGGUCACCUGGAAAUUGCCUUAUUGGAAAAACACCUCUUACAGGAGGAGCUCCGGAAGCUUCGAGAAGAAACCAAUGCAGAGAUGCUGCGGCAGGAGCUGGACCGGGAGCGGCAGCGGCGGAUGGAGCUGGAGCAGAAGGUGCAGGAGGUGCUGAAGGCCAGAACCGAAGAGCAGACGGCUCAGCAGCCCCCGAAAGGGCAGGCCCAGGCCAACAAUGGAGCAGAGCGCCGGAGCCAGGGUCUGUCCUCACGCCUGCAGAAGUGGUUCUACGAGAGGUUUGGGGAGUAUGUGGAGGACUUCCGGUUCCAGCCCGAGGAGAACACCGUGGAGACGGAGGAGCCCCUCAGCGCCCGCAGGUUAACUGAAAACAUGAGGCGGCUCAAGCGCGGGGCCAAGCCCGUCACUAACUUUGUGAAGAACCUCUCCGCCUUAUCCGAGUGGUACUCUGUCUACACGUCUGCCAUUGCCUUUACUGUGUACAUGAACGCCGUGUGGCAUGGCUGGGCCAUCCCAUUGUUCUUAUUUCUAGCAAUUCUGAGGCUGUCCCUCAAUUACCUCAUCGCCAGGGGCUGGCGGAUACAGUGGAGCAUCGUGCCGGAAGUGUCUGAGCCCGUGGAACCCCCAAAGGAAGACCUGACUGUGUCUGAGAAGUUCCAGCUGGUGCUGGACGUCGCCCAGAAAGCCCAGAACCUUUUCGGCAAGAUGGCCGACAUCCUGGAAAAGAUCAAGAACUUGUUCAUGUGGGUCCAGCCGGAGAUCACACAGAAGCUGUACGUGGCACUCUGGGCCGCCUUCCUGGCCUCCUGCUUCUUCCCCUACCGCCUGGUGGGACUCGCCGUGGGGCUCUACGCUGGCAUCAAGUUCUUCCUCAUCGAUUUCAUCUUUAAACGCUGCCCGAGGCUGCGCGCCAAGUACGACACACCCUACAUCAUCUGGAGGAGCCUCCCCACUGACCCCCAGCUCAAGGAGCGCUCCAGUGCCGCCGUCUCACGCAGACUGCAGACGACCUCGUCACGGAGCUACGUCCCCAGCAGCACGCCAGCCGGCCUGGGUAAGGAGGAGGACGCCGGCCGCUUCCACAGCACCAAGAAGGGCAAUUUCCACGAAAUCUUCAAUCUGACGGAAAAUGAGCGUCCACUGGCGGUGUGCGAGAACGGCUGGCGCUGCUGCCUGAUCAACAGGGACCGGAAGAUGCCCACAGACUACAUCAGGAACGGGGUGCUCUACGUCACGGAGAAUUACUUAUGCUUCGAAAGCUCCAAAUCCGGGUCCUCAAAGAGGAACAAAGUCAUCAAGCUGGUGGACAUCACGGACAUCCAGAAGGUGGACGUGCCACAGGUGCCUGUGGACGGAGGAGGCUCAGUGAGGCAGCGGCAGGCACACUCGCCAGGGUGUCAGGGCCCCCAGCCCCUCACAGCUCCGAGCAUCCUGGCCAUGUCUGCGUUGGCACAGCGGGCUCUCCUAGCCCAUGGCAGUUGUGGUUCUCUCCCCUACCCGGCUCUGGAAAAAAGUGCACAGUCAGGUGACCAGAAGGGUACAAGGUCCUGUCUGUCCUCCCGGGUUCAGGCAUGGGGAUUGCUGUUUCCACGCCAUCAACCCAGAAACCACUCGUGUUUGGCGCCAUGGUGCACAGGGAUGAGGCCUUCGAGACCAUUUUCAGCCAGUACAUCAAGAUCACCUCAGCGGCAGCAUCCGGCGGUGACAGCUAGUAUUGACUUGCCCGGGUCGUUGCUGGAAUUUUUUUUUUUAACAAUUUGGUAGUGGAGACAAUUGGACAUCCUCAUGAGCUUUUGCAAUAAUUCUCCUGGACCUGUGGUUCUAUUGUGUUGACCUCUGCGUUUCAUUGGCCAUGAAGGGGCCAGGGCUCACAGGGACGGGGGUGUCCCUCUCCCGUGGGGCACAUCAGGUGCCUCUGAGGGACACCUGUGGACUGGGGGGGCAGAGGCCCUCGGGGGCCCAUGGAGAGGACGUACAGGACCCCGGGCCCUGCCCUUCUCCAUUCUAGCCUGUACAGAGAAACCUCUCUGGCUGCCCCAAGAGGUUCUCGCAACCUUGCGUCCUGCUCUCCAGAGGCCGGAAGCUCGUCCACCACCAAAGCCAUAGCUGAGGAGUGCAGGCCCCUCCCCCUGGGGACAGGAAGAUGUCAUCGUGGAGGGACAUGGGGGCGCUUCACCAACCACUGAGACGGGCCUGGCAGUCCUCCUUCCCCUUCCACAAGACCAUCCGGCUGCGUUUGCCCUUGGCACCGGGUCAGGGCCGGGCACAGCGUCCCUGCCUGUGCUCUACACUCGCUCCAUGGGAGCAGGAGAGUGAGACGGGCCCACCCCUUGCCUGCCCUCUGCCCGCCCUCGGUGUCUUCCGUGGCGCUUUCCUCGCCAGCCUCCAGGGCGCUCAGCCCCUCAUCAGUGAGGGCGCCUGCUGCUCUCUGCCUGACGCGCCGGCCAGGAGGUCUGUGGCGGGUGACCAGUAAGGGCACAGGAUGGUGUGCAGGGAAGAGCACAUCUUUCUCACACUUGGCUCUUUGGAAGGCCCAGGAGAACAUCCAAGAAAGCUGUCGGGGGUGCUCUGAGCACUGUGGCUUGUCCAGCCCGUGGCCUCUAGGCUGCGGCUGCCUGGAUUGGUGGGGGGAGGGAGCGGGCAGCAGCGUUCCGGGUCCGUGGUGGCCUAGGCUGCAGCCACCUUUGGGCCGUGGGAGCCGCUCGGGCAGCUCCUGUGCUUUAGGGAGCGCCUGUGAGCCGAGCCCAGAGGCUUGGGCCUGCACUGUCUACAGCCGAGGCGGCACAGUCUUCCCUCCCCUACGUGCCUAGUCGUGCCAGUUCAGCACAGACCCCUCCCAGCCCCCGCCCCACCCCAGGGAAGCCUGCACUUCCUGGGAACAAGGUGGGUUUGUGGAGGGAGCACCCCACAGGCCUGCUUCGCUGGGGCCUCCUGCACUGGGCUGAAGGGAGGGAAAGGAGGCCUGGGCCUCGUGGACGGAGGUGGCUUGCGCGUCUGCUGGGGUGGAUUCCGCAGCCCCCUCAGCUCGUCCCUUGGGUGUCGUUGAGAUUGUUGUUUUUUGAAGAAACAGAUUAUAUUUUUUACAGAGAGCAAGCUGUUUUUCUUAUUUUUAUAUCAUUUUUCAGAUGUAAUUUUUACCUUUGCUCCAAUCCUCAUUUCCUGGUGUGGGUGAGGGGUCCGGGGGCACGGGCUGGUUUCACCUGCUUCCUGGGGGCUGCAGGGUCACACGCUGGGGCCGGGGUGCUUUGCAGGGAGCCGCGCCGACCACCAGAUUAAGCACACAUCCCAUCCCGGGCAGCAGAACCCCCUCAGUUCUAGGCUGCACAGACAUCGGCGUCCAGGUGACGAAUGGGGGCAGAACCCGCUCUGAGCCAUGGGUCUGGCCCCUCGAGGGGUGCACCAGGGGAGGGGGCCCACCUCAGUGAACCCCACCUCGCUGCCUGAGGCAACAAGGCAACACAGGGUCGGUGCUGACCCACCCCCAGGGGUGGGUGUAGGGGCAGUGCUACAGUCGAUGUCACACCCUUCUCCCCUGGGCUGGGCUGGGCAGUGCCUGAGGGUGGGUCCAGGGCCUCCAGGCCGGUGAGCGCCUCUUCUUAGGUGCUGAGAUUCUGUCCCCAAACACAGCAGGAGGGCUCCCUGGGGCCGAUGGGGCUCCUUUACCAGAGUCGUGUGGUUUAGUUCGAGCCCCUUUUCUGGAGAAAGGGAGAUGAAAACUGACCACCUGCCGGGUGUGGCCGCAGACCUCCAGGCAGGGCCGGCUGCUGGAAGCGGGGAGAGGGAGGGCCAUGGCUGCCAGCACAGGCCCCUCCCUGGAGGUCCUCAGAGCAGAACUCAGACUGGCGCAGGCUCUGGGCUUCCCGUUGAGAGAAGCUGUAGUUUUUACCAAACUGUGUACAUCUGGGCAGAUGUUUAAUUUCUAUGACUAAUCACUGAACUAGAUGAAUGUUCAAUUUUUUAUGUCCGAAGCCUGAGUCUAUUUUGGAUCUGUGAAUAAUCGUUGCCAGUGUGACUUUUGUUCAACAAAAGGAUUGGACUGUAUUAAGAACCGAUGAAAAAACUUCCCUGUAACAUUUUUUAAAGAAAACUUUGUUUGUUUAAAGAAGAAGUCUUGUAUAAAUUAUAAUUUUUAUUUAAAUAAACCUAAAAUGCUUUGUGCUAA
This is a messenger RNA of Callithrix jacchus (white-tufted-ear marmoset), 12942 nucleotides long. Lineage: Eukaryota; Metazoa; Chordata; Mammalia; Primates; Cebidae. The record is from RefSeq and is a predicted model, not a curated record.